AUGCCAGACUCUACAGACGUGGAAAAGCUCGACAGAGCAGCCACUCCAGAGUCUACACCCAAAGAACACCCCUCAACGUUUGAUCCCUCCGAAUCCAAGCCUGAGCCAGAGCUAGAGCCAGUAGAGGAUGAAUCCAAGUACCCCCACGGCCUCAAGCUGGCUGCAAUCAUCCUCUCCAACAUGGUGGCCAUGUUCCUUGUCGCCUUGGACCGCACCAUCAUUGCAACUGCCAUCCCCCGCAUCACUGAUGACUUCAACGCCCUUGGCGACAUCAGCUGGUACGCCAGUGCCUACCUUAUUACCAGCUCAGCUACACAGCUGCUUUGGGGCCGCAUCUUUACCUUUUACCCUACCAAAAUAGUCUAUCUUGUCGCAAUUUUCUUUUUUGAACUAGGCUCUCUUCUGUGCGGCGUGGCUCCCAAUUCGGUUGCUUUCAUUAUAGGACGUGCCAUUGCUGGCGCCGGCUCCGCAGGCAUCUACUCUGGCUCUACCAUUCUCAUCACCACUGUCACGCCUCUUUCCAAGCGUGCAGGGUAUGUCGGGAUGAUGGGAGCCGUCUUCGGCAUUGCAUCCGUCAUCGCGCCCUUGAUCGGAGGAGCCUUCACUGAUCACGUCACCUGGAGAUGGUGCUUCUACAUCAACCUUCCCGUCGGAGGAGCCGCUGUCGCCUGUCUUAUACUUCUCUUUCCCCAAUUUCCUACCAAUGAGUCAGUUUCCAUCAAGCAGCAAAUCAAGCAACUUGACCCUUGGGGAAACCUUGUCUUCCUCCCGGGUGUUAUCUGCCUCAUCCUUGCGCUCCAAUGGGGCGGAGAAAAAUACCCCUGGGACGAGGGUCGCAUUAUUGCACUUCUUGUAUUGGCCUGCGUCCUUCUCAUAGCCUUUGUGGGCAUUCAGAUCUGGCAGCAAGAGAACGCUACUGUUCCACCUCGUCUGUUUAAGAUCCGAAAUGUCUGGCUCGGCACCAUCUUUGCUUUCUGCCUCGGAUCUGUUCUUAUCAUAUUUUUGAUUGCCCUACCAAUCUGGUUCCAGGGCAUUCGAGGCACAAAUGCCAUCACCUCUGGUAUUGACACACUCCCUCUCGUCCUGUCGCUUGUCUUUGGAGCAAUCGUCUCUGGUGGUGUUAUCAACGGUGUCGGAUGGUUCAACCCUGUUUUCUUUUCCUCCGUCAUAUUUAUGGCUGUUGGCGGUGGUCUUAUCACCACCUUUGUUAUCGACACGCCGACCCACACCUGGAUCGGAUACCAGAUUAUCCUCGGCCUUGGCAUCGGUCAAGGCAUGCAGCUUGCCAGCUUGGGAGCUCAAGUUGCUGUUACACAGAAGGACGUCCCUACAGGUGUUUCACUUAUGUUCUUUGCUCAGUCCCUCGGCGGCUCAGUGCUUGUCUGCGUUGGCCAAGCCGUCUUCAACAAUGAACUUCGAUCUCGUCUUACUACAUUUGAUGGGAUUGAUGUUGCCAAGAUCGUCGGCGCUGGUGCUACGCGAUUACGUGAUGUUGUACCAGCCGACCGUCUUACUGAAGUGCUUGUUGAGUACAAUGUAGCGCUUCGUAGCUAUUUUUAUGUUGGCCUGGCAGCUGCUUGCUUCGCAGUACUCCCCUCACUGGGUAUUGAAUGGAAGAAUGUCAAAGGUAAGGAGUUUGUACACUAG
Fusarium sp. VM40 is the source of this 1647-nucleotide messenger RNA. Lineage: Eukaryota; Fungi; Ascomycota; Sordariomycetes; Hypocreales; Nectriaceae. The record is from the annotation of a GenBank genome assembly.